Nycticebus coucang (slow loris) is the source of this 13957-nucleotide messenger RNA. RefSeq names its product upstream transcription factor family member 3 (gene USF3). Bases 404 to 7111 code for a protein of 2235 amino acids. NCBI's taxonomy places the organism in Eukaryota, Metazoa, Chordata, Mammalia, Primates, Lorisidae. The record is from RefSeq and is a predicted model, not a curated record. Gene Ontology annotation, molecular function: protein dimerization activity. The transcript has 7 exons.
UUGAGGCAGCGGUGCCUCCGGGUCUCCGGCCUUGAGGGCUCCGACUCGCAGCCGCGGCGGUGGCCUCUAGAAGAGGCGGCAGGGGCGGGGGGAGAGGAGGGCCUGGGCCCGCGCUCCCCCAGCCCCGGAGGAGCAGGCGGCGGCCGCGGACGGAGGGAUUCGUCCGGGCAGUCGGACACCUCUGCCUUCUCCGCUUGGGAUCAUGACCCAGGCGGGGGUCGCCGCAGCCGCCACAGCGGCCGAGACCGCGCAGUCAGCGGUAAGAAGAAAAUAUAACCUCUAAACCAUCUUCCGGCAGAAGAUGGUAGAUUUGGAUCAGAAACAGGAGGCAUUGGAAGCCAGGAAUCAAAAGUGAAGAAACUCUGCAAGCCCUUGGCUGAGAAAGGUUCCUAUCACUGUAACCAUGCCAGAAAUGACAGAGAAUGAGACUCCUACAAAAAAGCAGCAUAGGAAGAAAAACCGGGAGACACACAAUGCAGUGGAGAGGCACAGAAAGAAGAAAAUCAAUGCUGGGAUAAACAGAAUAGGAGAGCUGAUCCCAUGUUCUCCUGCCCUGAAGCAGAGCAAGAAUAUGAUCCUGGACCAAGCCUUUAAAUAUAUAACAGAAUUGAAAAGGCAAAAUGAUGAACUCUUGCUUAAUGGAGGAAACAAUGAACAAGCUGAAGAAAUUAAAAAGCUACGGAAACAACUAGAAGAAAUCCAAAAAGAAAAUGGCCGAUAUAUUGAAUUACUGAAAGCAAAUGACAUAUGCUUAUAUGAUGACCCUACGAUCCACUGGAAAGGAAAUCUCAAAAACUCAAAGGUCUCUGUUGUUAUUCCUAGUGACCAGGUUCAAAAAAAUAUCAUUGUUUACUCCAGUGGGAGUCAGCCUGGUGGAAACAACCAGGGAGCAGCUGUUCAGGGGAUAACAUUUAAUGUUGGUCAUAAUUUACAAAAGCAAACUGCCAAUGUGGUGCCAGUGCAGAGGACUUGCAAUCUUGUGACUCCAGUGUCUAUUUCUAGAGUUUACCCUUCUGAAAACAAGCCAUGGCAUCAGACCACGGUUUCUGCAUUAGCUACCAACCAGCCUGUUCCUCUUUGUCUUCCUGCUACCAUUUCUGCUCAAAAUAUUCUUGAGCUUUCCACCUCUGGAAGUGAAUCUAGUGUGCAUGGUGCCACUACCAGCUCACUGAUUGCUGUUCCGCUCGGGCCUGAACUUCAUCAACAUCGUUCCUUGCAUGCAUGUUUAAAUGAUCAAAAUUCUUCUGAAAAUAAGAAUGGACAAGAGAGCCCCAAAUUAUUGAAGAAAACAACCCCUUGUUCUACAACCAUUCCCCCCAGUUCCUCAGCAGUUGCUACUAAAGUGCACCAUGGAAACAAGUCCUGCCUGAGCAUACAGGACUUCAGGGGUGACUUUCAAAACACCUUUGUUGUCUCAGUUUCCACCACAGUCUGCUCCCAGGCUCUUCUAUCUGCGGGUAAUUCUUCUCCAGUGAGCAUUAGCAAGACUGCAAGCUUGACAAGUGCAACCACAGUGGUGGCACCAUCUGCCCCUGGAGUGGGGAGGACCACCACUCCUGUAAGCACUAUUUCUGCAAACCCUUUGGACAGUGGUUGGAUUCUUUCUUGUUCUUUGCCUUCUUCAAGUGUUAGUGCUUCAGAUUUGAAAAACAUUAAUAGCCUUACCCGAAUUUCUUCAGCUGGAAACACACAGACAACAUGGACUACUUUGCAACUGGCAGGAAACACUAUUCAGCCCUUAAGCCAGACCCCAUCUUCUGCUGUGACUCCAGUAUUAAAUGAGUCUGGUACUAACACCGCCAUAAGCAAUCACAAUAGACAUGUGGCUGCAGGCAUCAACUUGAAUAAUUCUUUCCCAGCAGAUGGGCAGCCAGGUGAGCAAGUAGUUGUAACUUUGCCUUCUUGCCCAUCUCUACCUUUGCAGCCAAUAAUUGCCCAGCCACAAGUUAAAUCUCAGCCUCCAAAAAAUAUCCUUCCACUGAAUUCUGCAAUGCAAGUGAUUCAUAUGGCUCAGCCAGUUGGGCCAACGGUGAAUGCAGCUCCAGCUAAUCAAAAUGUUAUUAUUCUUCAGCCACCCAGCACCACCCCAUGCCCAACAGUGAUGAGGGCAGAGGUUCCCAACCAAGCAGUAGGGCAGCAGAUAGUAAUCAUACAGGCAGCUAAUCAGAAUCCUUUGCCGCUCCUCUCUGCUCCACCUCCUGGUUCUGUUCGACUCCCUGUCAAUGGAGCCAAUGCGAUAAUAGGUUCUAAUAACUCAGCGCAAAAUGUUUCAACCCCACAGACUUUCGGAGGAAAGCAUCUUGUCCACAUAUUACCACGACCUUCAUCUUUAUCAACGUCUAAUUCAACACCAACUUUUUCUGUUACUAUGUCAAACCAACAACAGCCUCAAACCAUUUCUUUAAAUGGGCAGCUCUUUGCUUUACAGCCUGUGAUGUCUUCGUCAGGAACUACAAAUCAAACCCCUAUGCAAAUCAUUCAACCCACCACCAGCGAAGAUCCAAAUACCAAUGUUGCCCUGAAUACAUUUGGCGCUUUGGCCAGUCUCAAUCAAAGCAUAUCACAGAUGGCAGGGCAAAGCUGUGUACAGUUGUCUAUCAGCCAGCCUGCCAAUCCUCAAACUGCUGCAAAUAAUCAAACCGCCCCAGCUAACUGUGUUUCGUUAACCACUGUAGCACCUCCCACAACAACAGAUAAUUCAGCCUCACUACCCAGUACUUAUAAUCUAGUGACUACUCCUUCAGUGAACACUGUUGCUUGUUUGCCACCUAACGUGAAGUCAAAAAGGUUGAAUAAGAAACCAGGUGCCAAGAAACACUUAGCAGCAAACAAGUCAGCAUGUCCCCUGAAUCCAGUCAGAGAUGUGAGCAAGUUAGACUGCCCCAGUGCUGGAAGCUCAGCAGAGCCAUCCUGUAGUGACAGACUGCUGGAAAGCCUCCCCGUCAUAUUACCAUCUGUCCCUGUGUCCCAAGCAAAUUGUGUAAGUGUUUCUGCUCCACAUUCUCUGAAUGGUCUAAAUUCUGAAUCAGUAACACCUGAGUCUGUAUCCAAAUGUAAGUCAGCAGAAGAGUCUGGCUCACCUUCCCAAGAAUCUGUAACAAGUGAACAUUUUGCAAUGGCCCCAGCAAAAUCCAAAGAUUGUACUCCCAAUUUGCAACGAGAGACAUCUCAGGAGAAACCACCAACUAGUUUAGCAUUGUCAGAUGCUGCCAAAUCCUGCCCUUCAGACAGUGUGUUGAUUCCAUCUCCAAAUGAUCCUCACAUUUUGGUUUCUCAGGUUUCUGGUUUGUCAUCUACCACAAGUACUACAAGUACUGACUGUGUUUCUGAGGUAGAAAUCAUUGCUGAACAUUGCAGAGUUGAGCAGGAUUCAUCAGAUACCAUGCAAACCACAGGUCUCUUAAAGGGGCAAGGUUUAACUACAUUGCUCUCUGAUCUUGAUAAAGAAAAAGACCCUCAGAAAUCAUCUCUUUCAGAUCAAAUGGGUCAUCCUGACUUUUCUUCAGAAAAUUCUAAAAUAGUUGAUUCCAGUGUUAGUUUACAGCAUAAGCAGGAACUGUUACUGAUGGGCAGUGACGAUAGAGAUCCAGCACAGCAUCACUCCUGCCUCCCUGAUCAGGAGGUCAUCAAUGGGUCUCUGAUGCCCAGCAGGCAGGCUGACUCUCCUAUGUCAACCAGCUCUGGCAGUAGUCAUAGUUUCUCAGUUGCAUCCAUGCUUCCUGAGACAACUAGAGAGGACGUGACCAGCAACACAGCAACCAAUACGUGUGACAGCUGUCCCUUUGUAGAGCAAACUGAUAUAGUAGCUCUUGCAGCAAGAGCUAUUUUUGAUCAAGAGAACCUUGAAAAGGCAAGAGUUGGUCUCCAGGCUGAUGUAAGGGAAGUUACUUCAAAGUCUUCUGAAGCAUCAUCGUUAGAGGGAGAUCCACCUUUCAAAUCACAGACACCUAAAGAGAAUGGCACAGGACAGGCAGAAACAUCAGAUGAAUUUAAUUCUCAGGAUUCAGUUGAAGCAGCUGUGGAUAGGCCCCUGGAGAAACCAAGUUGUUCUCUAGGAAUUAAAACAUCAAAUGCCUCUUUACAGGCUUCAACAUCUCAGCCACCAAGCAUGACUAGUCUAAGUGUGAAUAAUCUUAUUCAUCAGAGCAGCAUCAGCCAUCCUCUGGUUAGCUGUGUGGGUUUAUCCCAAACUUCAGAGCAAACAACUGUUCCUACAACAGUUAAUCUAACUGUUUCAUCUAGCUCAUAUGGUAGUCAGCCUCCUGGACCAUCUCUGAUGACUGAAUAUUCCCAAGAACAGCUAAAUACUAUGACUAGUAACAUACCAAAUUCACAGAUUCAAGAGCCACUUUUAAAGCCAAGUCAUGAAAGCCGUAAGGAUUCUGCCAAGCGUGCUGUCCAAGAUGACCUUUUACUGUCUUCAGCUAAACGUCAAAAGCAUUGCCAGCCAGCCCCGCUCAGGCUUGAAAGUAUGUCCUUGAUGAGUAGAACUCCAGAUAGCAUUUCUGAUCAAACUCAAAUGAUGGUUGGUCAGAUUCCCCCCAACUCUUCAAACUCUGUUGUGCCUGUUAGUAACCCAGCACAUGGAGAAGGCCUUGCACGAUUGUUUCCAUCUGGUAAUAACUUCGUGGCCCCGGCAUUGAGGCAAACCGAAGUUCAGUGUAGUUCUCAGCCUUCAGUUGCUGAGCAGCAGCAAACCCAGGCAAGUCAACAUCUACAGGUCCUGCAACAGCAUGUUCCAGUUCAAGGGGUAUCUCACCUUCACAGUAACCAUCUCUACAUAAAGCAGCAGCAGCAGCAACAGCAGGCAGGCCAGUUAAGAGAGAGGCAUCACUUAUAUCAACUGCAGCAUCAUGUACCUCAUGCAGAUAGCUCUGUCCACUCUCAGCCUCAUAACGUCCACCAACAGAGGACUCUACAGCAGGAAGUUCAGAUGCAGAAAAAGAGGAAUCUUGUUCAGGCCACUCAGGCCGGUCAGCUUUCCUUACAACCGAAGCACCAUGCAACUGAUCAGUCCCGACCCAAGAGUGGGCAGCCGCAUCCUCACCAUCAACAGAUGCAGCAGCAAAUGCAGCAACACUUUGGAAGUUCCCAGCCAGAGAAGAGCUGUGAAAACCCUUCAGCCAGCCGGAACCACCAUAGUCAUCCCCAGAAUCAUCUCAGUCAAGAUAUUAUGCACCAACAGCAGGAUGUUGGAAGCAGACAGCAAGGCUCAGGGGUUUCUUCUGAACAUGUAUCUGGGCAUAAUCCAAUGCAGAGGCUUUUGACACCAAGAGGCUUAGAGCAGCAAAUGGUGUCCCAAUCGAGUAUCGUGACUAGACCUUCCGACAUGAGCUGUACUCCACACAGGCCAGAGAGAAAUAGAGUUUCCAGUUAUUCUGCUGAGGCACUCAUUGGAAAGACAUCUUCUAAUUCAGAGCAGAGAAUGGGUAUAUCAAUUCAGGGUUCCAGAGUUUCAGAUCAGCUUGAAAUGAGAAACUACCUUGAUGUUCCUAGAAAUAAGAGUUUGGCUAUUCAUAAUAUGCAGGGUCGGGUGGACCAUACUGUAGCCUCAGAUAUCCGCCUUUCUGAUUGUCAGACAUUUAAAGCAAGUGGAGCCAGUCAACAGCCCCAGAGUAAUUUUGAAGUACAAUCUUCAAGAAAUAACGAGAUAGGCAACCCUGUGUCCUCACUGAGGAGUAUGCAGUCCCAGGCUUUUCGAAUCAGUCAAAACACUGGCCCACCACCAAUCGACCGUCAAAAGAGAUUGCCUUACCCACCAGUUCAGAGCAUUCCAACAGGAAAUGCUAUUUCACCAAGGGACAGUGAAAAUGCAUGUCAUCAAAGCUUCAUGCAGAGUUUACUUGCUCCUCACCUUGGUGAUCAGGUCAUUGGGAGCCAGAGACCACUCUCAGAACAUCAGAGGAAUACACAAUGUGGUCCGUCCUCAGCAAUUGAGUACAGCUGUCCUCCAGCUCAUGAAAGUGUCCACAUUAGAAGAGAGAGUGAGAAUCAGAACAGGGAAAGUUGUGACAUGUCUCUAGGUGCAAUUAACACCAGGAACAGCACCUUGAAUAUUCCCUUUUCAAGUUCCUCUUCCUCAGGAGACAUUCAAGGUCGAAACACAAGUCCCAAUGUUUCUGUACAGAAAUCCAAUCCCAUGAGGAUUACUGACAGUCAUGGGACCAAGGGCCAUAUGAACCCUCCAGUCACAACCAACAUGCAUGGGGUUGCAAGGCCAGCUUUGCCUCACCCAUCUGUGUCUCAUGGAAAUGCUGAUCAAGGACCUCCUGUACGUCAAGCUAAUUCUUCAGUUCCCCAGAGAUCAAGGCAUCCCUUGCAAGAUAGCAGUGGUUCCAAAAUUCGUCAGCCUGAAAGGAAUCGUUCUGGAAACCAAAGACAUAGUAAUGUCUUUGAUCCAAGUCUUCCCCAUCUUCCUCUCUCUACCAGUGGCAGCAUGAUUCUGGGACGUCAACAACCUGCUGCAGAAAAGAGAAGAAGUAUUGUUCGUUUCAUGCCUGAUAGCCCACAAGUACCUAAUGAUAAUUCAGGUCCUGAUCAGCAUACGCUGUCACAGAAUUUUGGUUUUCCCUUUAUUCCUGAGGGUGGCAUGAAUCCACCAAUAAAUGCUAAUACUUCUUUCAUUCCACAGGUUACUCAGCCUAGUGCCACUCGAGCACCAGCCCUUAUCCCAGUAGAUCCCCAAAAUACCCUCCCUUCUUUCUAUCCCCCAUACUCUCCUGCCCAUCCUACACUGUCUAAUGAUAUCUCAAUUCCCUAUUUUUCUAAUCAAAUGUUCUCAAAUCCUAGCACAGAGAAGGUAAACAGUGGAAGUUUAAAUAACCGAUUUGGAUCAAUUUUAUCUCCUCCCAGACCUGUUGGCUUUGCUCAGCCAAGUUUUCCUCUUCUUACUGAGAUGCCACCCAUGCACAUGACCAACUCUCACUUAUCCAAUUUUAAUAUGACAUCUUUGUUUCCAGAAAUAGCUACAGCUCUUCCUGAUGGCUCAGCAAUGUCACCUUUACUUACAAUAGCAAACUCCUCUGCCCCUGACUCUUCCAAGCAGUCCUCGAACAGACCUGCCCACAACAUAAGCCAUAUUCUGGGUCAUGAUUGUAGUUCAGCUGUUUGAAUACCAAUUAACUAAACAUAAAGGUAAUCAGUGAGAUUACAAAUGUAUUUGUGUGUUCAUGCACACAUACAUACCCACACGAGGAGAGGGGCUGUGUGUGUAUGUCUUUGUGUUUGUAUAAUCAAUUCUCAGUAAAAACAACAGCAAAAUUCUCAGUUAUCUUCUGAAUGUAGGGAAGCCAUGUCAGAGAUGAUGCAAAUACUGAGUUGUCAAAAACAAGCUAUCUUUCGUUUUUAACUACAUGGCAUGAUUUUUUAUUUUCCAAGCACAUUUGCAUUUACAACUUUGAUUUGUAAUCUUAUAUUCUCUAAAUACCAAUCAUCUGGAAGUUGGAGGAGCCUAGAUUUUUUUUUUUUUUUUUUUUGAGACAGAGUCUCCCUAUGUCGCCCUUGGUAGAGUGCUGUGCGUCACAGUUCACAGCAACCUCAAACUCUCGGGCUUAAGCGAUUCUCUUGCCUCAACCUCCCAAGUAGCUGGGAUUAUAAGUGCUCACCACAAUGCCUGGCUAUUUUUUUGUUGCAGUUGUUUAGCUGGCUCCAGGCCGGGCUCGAACCCACCGCACUCAGUGUAUGUGGUUGGCACCGUGACUGCUAUGCUAGGGGCACUGAGCCAGGAGCCUAGAUUUUAAACUUAAUUGUUGAUAAUUUGUAGAAUAGAUAGUUGAAUGGCUAUCCAAAAACAUAGGUAAAACACAGUGGCUCACUAAAGGCUAGCAAAUAUCAACCUCUAGAAUAGUUUCUUACCCAUGGCAGGUAUUGAAUUAAUGUUGAAUUAAAAGUCUGUAGUUAAAAUCAAGUAGUUAACAAAUAAAUGAAUUGUUUAAUCAGCCUUUAUUCCUGAGGUUUGGUUUAGGUAGAGGUGUCUUUCUUGUAACAAUCUGUAAAUUACCUGAAUUUUCUGUCUUGUUCUCUAAAUUCUUUGAUGUGCCAAGAUUCUUUACAAUAAAGGUCUUCCUUAGACAAUUAGCCUUAAAAAUAGAUAACAAAGUGAAGUACAUAAAUGUUCUCCAUUUUGUACUUGAAUUUUGCAUCAGGCCAUAAGGAUAAAAGCAGUUAUAUUGUGGAGUUUUGCAAUGGAUUCAGUUAGUGAUUGGUGUUUCUUCAAUUCAGCUUUGAUUUAAUAUUCUCUCUUCAUUCUGUUUAUUUGAUCUUGAAAUGAAUUCUUCCGCAUUCAUUUAAAUAUUAGGAUCAAUCAGUAAAUAAUAUGUUUGGAAUCUACAUAUUUGAGCCUUACUUUAAAAAAUAUUUCUGAAUAGAGUUUUAAGCUCUGUCAGUAUUUUAAUUUACUGAUAGUAUUUAUAUUUUUAAUAUAACAUUGUAUAUUGCAUUAUUAUUCAUUAUGGAAUUAUAAGAAGAAAAUGAAUUUGUUCAUUAUUUUUCUUGUUGGUAUAUGUGAAAUGGUGCUUCAAAAAAUAGUCUUUAUAUAUGUCCAUAUGUGUAUGUGAGAGUGUGUGUGCGCGCAUGUGUGCACACAGAUUUUUUUUUUUUUUUUGGCCGGGGCUGGGUUUGAACCCGCCACCUCCGGCAUAUGGGACCGGCGCCCUACACGCUGAGCCACAAGUGCCGCCCUACACACAGAUUUUUAAAGGAUAAACUGGCCCUUUAAAGACAGGCCUGCUAUCUGAAAAUGCAAAAUUGACACCUGAGACCUGAUAAAGUGUAGAAAAACUUCAUGUAGGGAGGAGUUUUUAAAAGCGCCACCGAAAUUAAGGAUAAAUUUUAAAACAUAUAUAUUUAAUUUUGAAUACUUAAAAAAUCUAAGAGAAAACAAUAUGCACUCACUUUCUUAAACCCAUUAAGCCCAUUAAUUCCUUUUUAUUGUUAUAUUCUGCCAAAAAAAUGGGAUGAGGUGGGAGAGAUGCAUACAAAUUGUUCUGUCUGCUUUAUUAACAAAGUAAACCCAAGGACCAGCAUUCUUUUUUUUUUUAAGCCUAAAAAAGUCUCCUAAAUCCUGGUCAGAGCAGUUAACUACAGUGAAUACCUCUUCUAAAGACUCAGCAAAAGGGUCAGUUGUGCCUCUUUAACUGUUCUUACCAAACUUUCCUGUAUUUUUUUGUUGCUAAAGCAGCUUCCUGCAGGUAAAUGAAUAAAAUAAAACAAAACAAAAUAAAAUAAAAAUUGUAAACAAGAAAAACCUGUAUUUUCUUUGUUCUUAAAGGUCUUGGGGUAGCAUAGGACUUGGUGAACGUAGGACAACAGAUAAAACCUGUAUUUUCUUUGUUCUUAAAGGUCUUGGGGUAGCAUAGGACUUGGUGAACUUAGGACAACAGAUAAAACCUGUAUUUUCUUUGUUCUUAAAGGUCUUGGGGUAGCAUAGGACUUGGUGAACUUAGGACAACAGAUAAAACAUGGUAGUCAAAGCUUUUUCUUGUGGAAAAAUGUGGCAUUUAUGAUUUGUUUUUUAACUCUGUUAACUGAAUUUUAAGCUUUAACAUUCAAGUUUUUCUUUGUUCUUGAAAGGCUAAUCUGCAGUUUUCUGUGUGUUUGGCUAUUCCCCUUCCCUCCCUUUCUCAUUUCUCUCCCUGCUCCCCUCUCCCUGACUCUGCCCACACCCCCACACUGGACUGAGGACUGCUAAUGUAAUUGGAAUUAAGGCAGUAGGUUAAGGGAGAAGCUCAGUUUGAACAUUGUAAUGCAAAGGACUCAAAGCCUGUUACUUCCAGAUAUUUCUGUUGCAUUGACUAUAUUUUCCUGCUCAGCUGUGUUCAGAGAUAGCAUUUGCAUUUCUCAGAGCUUUCAUUCCAACACUGUAACAUUUGGAUCUUGAUUGAGUUUCAGUAAGGCUUAGUUGACCAUCUGAAGAAAGAUGUGACCAUCUGCAAAUAAUUGGGCUCUUGCUUACUUGUAGCUCUAAUUAUUUUAUACAUGUGUAGCAUAUGUAAGAGUUCAUUUCACAUAUGGGCUCAAUUCUGAAAAUGUUUGGACUAUAGGCCCAUUAUUUGAUUUAAAAGCACAAGUAUAUGAGAUUUACUGCCAGUAUUAAAUGUUUAAUAAUUAGAGCUACAUAGUUUCUGAGAGGAUAUUUGUUGUAUAAUAUAUAGAAGUAUCUAGAUAAUAAUUUUGGUAAAGGAAUGGCAGAAAAUGUCAAUUUUGGUUAUAAUACAAGUAAUAUCAUCCGUAGCUUACUAACAUAUAACUAUAGAAAGUAAAAUCAGUUCCACAGAUAAUUUUGGAACUUUUGAAAAUACACAAUGUUGUGUCCGAGUCAUAAGUGAGAGUCAUUGAUUGCAUCUUUUUCUCUUUUUUAGCAUUAUCGAUCACAUCUAAUCAGUCAUAGAAACUGGUUGAUUCCUCCUUAACAGUAACUUCUAAUGAAGUGAAAAAUUUCAGAUUUCACUUCAUGUAUAAGCUUUUAAAAUUUCUUUUUUUUUUUUUGAAAGAAAGUCUUAUUACUCUGUCACGGAGGCUCGAGUUGCAUUGCCACAUCAUAGCUCACUGUAACCUCAAACUCCUGGGCUUACUUGAUCCUCCUGCCUCAGCUUCCCAAGUAGGUAGGACUGCAGGUGAAACAUGCCUAGCUAAUUUUUUUUAUUUUUUGUAGAGACAGAGUCUCCCUCUUGCCCAGCUGGUCUCGAACUCUUGACCUCAAGCAUCUUCCUGUCUUGGCCUCCCAAAGUACAGGUGUGAGGCACGACAUUUGGCCUGUGUAUAAGCUUUUUUGUUGUUGUUGAGACAGAGUUUCACCAGGUUGCCCUCGGUAGAGAGCUGUGGCGCCACAGCUCACAGCAACCUCAAACUCUUGGGCUUAAGUGAUUCUCUUGCCUCAGCCUCCCAAGCAGCUGGGACCACAGGCGCCCGCCAUAUGCCCGGCUAUUUUUUGUUGCGGUUGUUGUUGUUUUUAGCUGGCCUGGGUUGGGUUCGAACCCACCACCCUCGGUGUAUGUGGCUGGCACCAUAACCACUGCACUAUGGGUGCCAAGCCUGUGUAUAAGCUUUUAAUGAGUCAGUCAUAGAUGAAAGAAAUCCAGUUUGAUGUUAUUUGUGUAUGUAUGUGUAUGUGUGUGUAUAUGUAUAAAAUACAAGUUGCUUUGAGAUGGCUUCUAUGUUCUUUUAUACCACUUCAGCAAAUUUAUUUUUAUUUUAUUAUAAGACCUUUUUGGGUAUCAGAGAUGGUACCUUUUUUCUGAGUAAUGUGUGGGAAUUCCACAGUGAUCAUAUUUCAUAAAAUUUAAUAUAUCAGAACUGUGAAAGAAAUGGGAGGAUUGUACUUUUACAGCAAUUUCCAGUCACAUAUCAGGGUUGUGUUGAGCUGCAACAAAGAUCAAGUUUUAAAAAUUAACCUUCCUAAAAUACAAAUGAUUUAAAUAUUUUGAAGAUAAUUAAUUUGCCUUUUUCUUGCCUUCUAACAUUAGCAAUGUCUUGGAGAGGCUAAAACUUAUACUCUAGAAAAUGUGAAAACACAUUUUAACAGGAGUAAAAUUUUUAAAUUUUGAGAAAGGGUAAAAUAUAUUAAUAUACAUUUCAUCUUUAUCCUCCCUUACUUAGACUCUUAUUAUUUGCCAUCUGCUCCAUUUCAAAUAGGGAGCAGGAAGCCUGGUCAUUCCUUUAGAAUGAUUACUCCUUUGCUUGAACAUUUCAUUGGGCCCACCAUCUCUUUCAGGGGUCCUCAAACUGCAGCCUGCGGGCCACAUUAGGCGGUGUGAUUGUAUUUGUUCCUGUUUUGUUUUUUUACUUCAAAAUAUGAUAUGUGCAGUGUGCAUAGGAAUUUGUUCUUUUUUUUUUUUUUUUUUAAACUAUAGUCUGGCCCUCCAACGGUCUGAGGAACAGUGAACUGGCCCCCUGUUUAAAAAGUUUGAGGACCCCUGUCUUAGAUGGUAGUGAAUCAUACUCCCAAAUCAGUGAUUCUCAAUUCCUGCUUUUGGGAACCUCUAUGCCACCUAAUCUCUUAAAGGGCACAAUAAUUUCUUGAAAAUAAAAAUUAGUUCAAAAUUGAUUUAAAAUAUUUCAGUGUGCCAUAUAACUCUGUCUCAUGGUUUGGUGGACUUGUUUUUGCCUGUGGCAGAAUGAAGAAAGGGCAAAGGUGAUACCAAAAUGAACAACUAUGGGCUGGUAUCUUGAGGAGUCUUGAACUCAUUGUUGUAAUUAUGACAUCUGUAUAAAUGUGGUCUUUGCCUCGAGGUAAUGUGCCUAUGGCUGUGUACAUCCUGAGGGCAAUAACCAAUAACCGGGUGAUCUAAUGUGAAGUUAAUCUGAGGGAUAGUGAUACUAAUAUACAGAUGAAAGGCAGAAAUUAGUUUCUUCUCAAGAUGUCCUAUUUGGAUGAAUGUUGCCAUUUUUCCUUCUCCAGAGUUGACAGAAAAGAGUUCUUUUAUUAGACUUAACUUUAUUCUCUCUGCAAUUCUGCUCUUCUGUAUAGGUUUCUACUGGAGUGAAACCUAGAGAGUGUUUCUACUAGGGUAGGGGUUGUGCAGGGGACAUGAAGUUUAGAUUGAGACAGUCCAGAUAUGCUGGUGAGAAGCCCCAGGACCUUGUUGGACAUAGAGCUUCUACAUCUGUCCACAUGCCUCUACCCUGGUACUGCACUUUAUCUGAAACUGUGCCUCUGGUCCUUAGACCAGCUAUUGGAACAUAUCACUCACCCACUCCUCUGCUAUAGCACAGGACCAGCUGGGAUGGUACAUGCUGUGUAAUCAAACACCUAGAAGACAAGUACAGCUGAUGUUUCUCACUGUUGCCUUAUCAUUUUCUGAGCCAUCUUUGAUGCUGAUCUUGUAAAAGCGUUUACUAGUAAGUAGCAAAACUCCUUUUAAACUCAGAGCUUGUAUGUGGUGGUCAUUCAACAUCCUUAUUUCUAGAUUUACACAAAUUGUAUCAACUGUAAUCUUUUUCUGGCACAUAUUAGUGGUCAGAUGCUUCAUAGAUAUGAACCAACUUGGGUUGCAAAUAUUGGGCAUAAUAUCCAAAUUGGUGUUAUAUAGGAUGACUGCAUGUAACAAGAUAAUUCUUCAUUUGUAAUUUAACACUUUUUAAGAAAGAUGAUCUAUAAUUUUUUUCUCAAUUGUGUGUAUAGCUAUACACCAUACUAUGUCAUAGUCGCUUAAUGUUUGAUCCAUCAAAUCUCUUCUUCACUUUUCUGAGACUUCUCUGUUCUCCCAUUCCUUAAGUCUUAAAAUCAUUUUUCAUCUGUGAGGUCACUGAGGCACUGGACUUGACUAUAGUGGUAACCUUCCACUAUAGGGGAAGGGGCGUUGAACUGUUGACCUUAAAGAAGAAAGGGACCAGACAGUGUUGCUUAAAGAUGCUGCAGUUGUGUUACUGUGAAGAAAAGAUACGCUUCCACUUUCAGCAGGCCAUAUAUAUGUAUAUACACACACAUAUAUAUAUAUUUUCAUUUUGGUAAAAAAAGUUGAAAAAUCUGAGGAGAACAUAGUUACCUUCACAAAUUAUUUAUAGAUACACUGGGUGAGAAGCUUACUGUAGGGCAGUCACCAAAAAAACAAAACAACAAAAACCAAUAACAGAAAAACUCCAACUAAUUUUAGUUCUUUCCAUAGUGUAAUAUUUGUAUCAAUACCAUGGCAGCAGUGUCUGCUGUGCACUGUGUCCUAUUCCUGUAAAUCAUCUGGUUUAUAUUCUAAUGGAAACUAAUUUGUUUUGUAAUGGAAAACAGAUAUGUAUAAUAUGAUUAGGAUUGUCCUACAGUUGUAAAUAAGAAUAGGUCCUGUUUAUUUUGACAUCUUUUUACAAAUGCAUUGUAUUACGGUGUGAAUAUUCUAAACCAUGCUCUUGUUUAAAGUUUUGAAAUUUUUAUUGUUAAAUGUAACAUUUUAAUGGUUGUAAUAAUUAUUUGUAUAGAUAUGAAUAUAGUAUUUUAUUUAAGAAAAUAAACUUUGCAUUUUUGCAUUGU